GGGGAUGGGCUGGACUAAGGAGACAAGGCACCGAGAGGGUACCGAUGCCGGUUAGCUUCGCGAGGCCGUGACUAGAAGCUCUGAUUUCAUGUUUUCCUCCCUCCCCCACGACUUCUGCACUGACGAUGUCCGUUAAAUCGUUUGGCAAAUCUGAGCUUUGAUUUUUAAAAAAAGAUCAAAUUUCUUCUUUACCCCCUACAUUUCCCCACAACCCGCAUCCUCCUCCUUCCGUGUGUGAUUUUUCUUUAACUCUCUGUCCUCCUCGCCCUCCUUUCUUUUAUUCCCACCCUCCCCUUCCACUCCUGCGUUAUGUCUUGAUAAUUUCAUGGGGCUACUACGAAUUAUCAUGCCGCCCAAAUUGCAGCUUCUCGCGGUUGUGGCAUUUGUGAUCGCGAUGUUGUUCCUGGAGAACCAGAUCCAGAAGCUGGAGGAAUCUCGGGGAAAACUGGAGAGAGCAAUUGCAAGACAUGAAGUCAGAGAAAUUGAACAGCGUCACACAAUGGACAACCCAAGACAAGACCCAGGCGAAGAAGAGUUGGAUGACAUAAUCAUUCUUUACAAUCGUGUACCUAAGACUGCCAGUACUUCUUUUACAAACAUUGCUUACGAUCUAUGUGCAAAAAACGGGUACCAUGUCCUGCACAUAAACACAACCAAAAAUAAUCCUGUGAUGUCUUUGCAAGAUCAAGCAAGAUUUGUAAAAAAUGUUACUACAUGGAAAGAAAUGAAGCCAGGAUUUUAUCAUGGGCAUGUAGCGUACCUGGACUUUGCCAAAUAUGGUGUGAAAAAGAAACCCAUCUACGUAAAUGUCAUCCGAGACCCAAUUGAGCGAUUAGUAUCAUACUAUUAUUUUCUGCGCUUUGGUGAUGACUAUAGGCCUGGACUAAAGAGAAGAAAGCAGGGAGAUAAAAAGACGUUUGAUGAAUGUGUUGCAGCUGGUGGGUCAGACUGUGCUCCAGAGAAACUUUGGCUUCAGAUUCCUUUCUUUUGUGGCCACAGUUCAGAAUGCUGGAAUGUUGGAAGCAAAUGGGCUUUGGAGCAAGCCAAGUACAACCUGGUUAACGAGUAUCUUCUUGUCGGGAUAACUGAGGAAUUAGAAGAUUUUAUAAUGCUUCUGGAAGCAGCCUUGCCACGCUUCUUUAGAGGAGCAACAGAAUUAUAUCGUACAGGAAAGAAAUCUCAUCUUAGAAAAACAACAGAGAAGAAACUGCCCACUAAAGAAACCAUUGCAAGACUGCAAGUGUCUGAGAUUUGGAAAAUGGAAAACGAGUUCUACGAGUUUGCUCUGGAACAGUUUCAAUUUAUUAGAGCUCAUGCAGUGAGAGAAAAGGAUGGUGAACUUUACCUCCUUAGCAAGAGCUUUUUCUAUGAAAAAAUCUAUCCUAAAGCAACUUAAAAACAGUUUUCACUACAGUGACCUGAAGAACUGCAUCAAAAAUGUCUUUCUGCUGAAUCAGUUGCUACCUUGAACGGCCUAAUGAUUUUUUUUUCCCCAGUAAGAACAGGAAAGAAAUCUUGUUCUACCGUUUGUAUCAAAUCUGCCGUGAGCCGCUUCCAUCUGUAAAGAUUUUAGGGUCAAGCAUUAGGUGCAUUCAUGGACGAAUGAGCAAGGAAAUCCGUUUGCACUAGUUGUGUAGAUGGCAUUCUGUCAUUAUUACUAAUCAGUUUGUGGUAUGUUUUAGGGACUCCCGUGUCUUGUAAACUUUUACCUGUAGAACUAUUUUUUACUAGGGUGCUUUCUAAAGUGUUUCAAAGUAUUGUAAUUUCAGAGUAAGAAAAAUGCUGUACAUAUUGCACUUUUUAUGUGUUUGGACCAAAAGGUUACAAAAAAUUUUAAGUAUUUAUUUCACACCAAUUUUAUUACAGGCGGUGUAACUGAACUCGUAGCAUCCAACAUACUGUACACCCUUUUGUUAGAUACUUUGUGUCAAUUUAGAUUUGUAAGCUUGAAUUUCCUGUCUUGUUUGUAUCAUGGAGAAUAAUAUGGCAAAAAACAAAUCUACAUUGCAGAGACCUGGAGCUUACAGAAAUGCCACCUUUGAGAACGUGCUCCAUUACAAUUAUGGCUACAUAGACCUGCAAAUAGAAAGUAAAUUUUUUUAAACAAAGAAUGGUGAGAAAUAUUCAGAGUGUUAAUUAAACUCAUCAUGGCCUAAUCUCCCAUGGCUGAAACAGUGUUCGUAGGUUUUCAUUGUUAUUUCCAAUCCAGUUUAAAAAGUUAUAUAGAUCAAUGUGUUGCAUUUCUAAACAUACUUUUCUCCAAAAAGAAGUGAUAUAUCCAAAAGGCUUGCUAUGUUUUCAGUCAGUGUGUUGCACUGCUGAAUUUUACACAGGAGUGAUUUCCUUGCAUUCUCUCUCAUGUGCAUGCUAACAAUUGAAGAAAUCUAUCCCAGGCCCUGCAUUCUUUGCAGGUAUUUCACAGCUUUGUGUUUGUUUUGUCUCUUUUAAAAAUUUUCCCCCUUCCAGGAUUAAUCAACCAGUAUUUAAAAAUAUGGACGACUUGGAGCUGCAUUUUCUGCUGGGCAGUAGAACAUUGGAGGUUGUGAAGUUAGGGCACUGAGUCAUUAUCCUAUCUCAGUGUGAACCGAGCCACUUUUCUCAGUUGCAGUUAAAUAGAUAUGUAGUUUGGGCUCUUGGCAAUUGACAAGGAGUUCACUACUGUCCAUCAAAAACAUCGUGAUGCAACAGUGUGGCACUCAUUACUGCACCACAGUAAGAGCAAUAGAAGCUCCCAAACCUAAAAUUGGAAUGAUGAUUCUAUGAAUGAAUCUGCAGAGAUUGAAAUACACUUUUGUUAAACUAGCCUGGAAUGAGACCACAUCAAACUUGUUAACUGGGACUCCAGGGGAUUGAAAGUACUGGCUACACAACCAUGUCCUGUCCCUGUUUCAAAGUCCAUGGUGGCUGUUUUCAACUCCAAGCUGGAGACCUGUCAGCCAUGUUGUUUCUCUAGGUUGGCAAGAAGGAAGCAGGACGAUUGGCUGGUUACCCUUGCCACUCCAUCAUGCUGCUACAAGAAGUUGAUAUGCACAACAGAUUGAAAAAAUUCCAAGUGAGUGACAUAGAUUAAAUUGAGUUGGCAGCCAUCGUUCAAAGUUUGUAAUGUAAUAAAACAAUCUUUUUAAUUCUCCGAAAAUUGUUCUUAGGAUUUUCUUUACAUGAAGGCUCUCCUGUGUGUUCCCCAAGAGCCACAUGUUGAAUUUUGUACUCAUUUUUGUAUCAUCUCUCUGCUACAGCAGUUAGUGAAAUUUGAAUUCAUUUUAAAAAGAAAUCUGGAAUUAAGAGUCCAAUGAUGACCGUGAAUCCAUUAUUGAUUGUUGGAAAAACCUAUCUCAUUUACUAAUGCCCUUUAGGGAAGGAAACUGUUGUUCUUACUUAGUGUGGCCUACAUGUGAUUCCAACCAUCAGCAAUAUGGUUGACUCUUAACUGCCCUCUGGGCAAUUAGUGAUGGGCAAUAAAUGCUAGUCUAGCCAGUGUUAUCCAAAUCCUGUGAAUGAAUUUUUAAAAAAUGGAACUGCUGAUGCCUAUGAGGAGCUGUAAUCCCUACACGCUGGCUGACAACAGUGGAGACGGUGGGGCAUUUAUCAUUAACCACUAUAAAGUACAUUUCCUAAAUUUAUUGCAUUUCUGGUUUUGGGAUUCGCAAUAUUUGAUGUUAGAUUUUAAGAUUUUAGAUGUUUGCUGUAUAUUUAAAGACGGGGUAAAAUUUAUGUUCCCGUGUAUGAAUGAUGUUAUUCUCAUUAUUGUUUGUCAUUAUGCAAAGAGCAUAAUGUUAGUGCUGAAGGCAUGGAAUAUAUAAGGUACAGAAUGUAAAUACUGGAAAACAUGGAUUGUACUCUAUAUAACUGUUUAAAAGCUAAGCAGUUGAAUAGUGCCUUUCUUACCACGAUCCAUGUUGUUAAAAAAAGUGUACAUCUUGAAUUCAUUUGUGCAUUGUAAGUAACACUAAUGUCUUGACACUUUGAAUAGAAUCACUUAGAGAUGAUUCUUCUAUUUUAGUUUUUUUUGAUUAUAGUUUUUCAGUUUCAGUUUUUCAGUGCAGAUGUUCCCUAAUCAAUAAAGCUGUGUAAACUGUUUGCAUUGUAAUCUAUAUGUGCUUUAGUAUCUGUAACUUUAUGACAUACCUGUUUCAGAGCUAGCUUUGAACACCCAAGCUGAUAACUAUCAACUGAAUUGACUUUUGUGAUGCGCCAUCUGAAAGAAAGACUUAACCUUGUAUUUCUAUAGCAGCUUUAAUGUAAAAGAAUGACCUAAGGGUCAUGACCCAAGCGUCAUGAACAAAAUAAUAAAUUGUAUAACACAAGGAGGUAUGGGCAGGUGGUCAAAAGCUUGGCAGAUGUUAAGUGCCUCAAAGGUGGGACACACAUUGUUUGGGGACUCUCUUUAUUAAUUCAUGGGAUGUGCGCAUCACGGGCCAGACCAGCAUUCAUUACUCAUCCCUAAUUGCGGUUAAGUGUCACCAACAUUGCUGUGGGUCUGGAGUCACAUGUAGGCCAGACCAGGUAAGGACAGCAGUUUCUUUCCCUUAAGGACAUUGAUGACAUUUUCUGACCAUCGACAAUGGUUUCAGGGUCACCAAUAGACUCCCAAUUCCAGGCAUUUAUUGUUAUGUGUGGGAUUUGAACCCAGGUCACCAAAACAUUAUCAGGGUCUUUAACAAUAAUACUAGACCAUCUUCUAUGUGUGAUUUCACAAAGAUGUCCCACAUUUUAGGGCCUCUAUAGCUGAAGGCACAGCCAUCAGUUGUAUAGAGAUUAAAAUUUGAACAAGUUCCAAGAGGCCAGCAUUAGAUUAACAGAAGUAUUUUGGAGGAUUGUGAGUGUGGUCAGGGAAGGGUGGCAGGCAAAGAUUUGAAAAUGAGGAUGCAUAUUUUAAAAUCAGUGAAUUUUGUUUUAACUUGUGUUUUACUGAUUUUUGCCAGCAAGCAUAGGGAUGAUAGGGGAAUGGGACUUGCUGAAGGUUAAGACCUAAAUAAUGAGAUUUUUGUAAGACCUCAGGCUUGUGGAGGGUAGACAGUUAUUUUGGGACAUCAUGAAAGGCUUCAUCUAAAAAAAUACAUUUUUUUUGCUGCAGAACCUGCAGUGUGUUGAAUUUAGGAAAUAUUGUUUUCUCAGAAAUACCCUUUGAAACAGCAAAUAAAGGUCAUGUCGGCCCAUGCUGAUUAUUUAGGUCAAUGCUAAGAAUCAGUAUGUGCUAUUUUGGAAAAAGCAGGGAAUAACCCCAAAUGACUCCCUCCUGAUUCUCAAGUUGCAAGAUUCACUUCAGCAUAUUUCCCUUAAAAUUAGUUUAACCCUCCAUCAUAUACUACCUAGUAGACCCAAUCAGGCAUUGAACGUCCUUGUACAUUCCUGCUUUCCUACUGCAGAAAACCUUCAAACUUUUAUUUCCUGACAUACUGUUCCCUUAAACUUUUCACCCCCUGACUUCAUAAUGAAUACAAUGUUUGGACAAUUUUUGUCGGUAAGGUAGCGAUUAUCCAUUUAGUUGUCCCUUUGCUGCUUCCAGCCUCCCCCUUUGCCUGCCAAGCCAAACACCUUAGAUGGAUGUGGAAUUUUCCACAGCACUAUUUCAAAAGAACUGUUCCCAGUCAGCAUUGCAAAAAUAUGAAAUAAAAAUCAAAAGAACUACAAAUGCUGUAAAUCAGGUAAAAAGCAAGUUGCUGGAAAGGCUUAGCAGGUCUGGCAGCAUCUGUGAUGAGAAAUCAGCGUUAACAUUUCGGGUCCGGUGAUCCUUCCUCAGAAUCAGUUCUGAUUUUUUUCUUAAGACGUUGCCAGACCUGCUGAGCUUUUCCAGCAAUUUCUGUCUCUGUCACAAGCACUCCCUCUACCACCAACGCUCAGUAGCAGCAGUGUGUACUAUCUACAAGAUGCUACUGCAGAAAUUCACCAAAGGUCCUCAGAAAGCACUUUCCAAACUCACAACCACUUCUAUCUAGAAGGACAAGGCAAUCAGAUAUAUGGGAACACCACCACCUCCAAGUUCCCCUCCAACUCACUCACCAUCCUGACUUGGAAAUAUAUCACUGAACCUUCACCGUCACUGGAUCAAACUCCUGGAAUGCCUUCCCUGAUAGCAUGGUGGGUCAAUCCGCAGCAGGAGGACUGCAGCAGUUCUAGAAGACAGCUCACCACCACCAUCUCAAGCCCAACUAGGGAUGGGCGAGAAAUGCUGGCCAGCCAGCGACAUCCACAGCCCACAAAUGAAUAGAAAAAAACAUAUUAAAUGGUUAUCAUCAUAUUGCUGAUAGUAGAAGUUUCUUGAGCACACGUUCCUAUACAACAACAGUGACUGCACUUUCCAAAUGCUUCAUUCUCUGUAAAAUACUUUGGGACAUUCUGUCGUCAUGAGAAAGACUGUCACAAUGAGUCUUUUGUACAGAUCAGCCUGAAGCUGUGUAACUGUUUUUUGAUAUAAUAGCUAAGAUAUUGAGGAAGCUGAGAUGGGAAAGUCAUAAAAGCAGUAUUACAAAAGGAGUUGCCUGACUUAAGAAUAAAAACAGACCAUUUUGAUUUGUACUGAAACAGAGCCAUAUGGAGAAACAGACUUAUUUAUCAUAGAAUCGAUAUUAUAUACACAAACAUUUAUAAAACAAUAAACAGGCAAACAAAUCAUAACUAAUAGUAUUUCAAAUUUAUUAUCUGAACAACUGGUUUGGAUAUCCCUAAAUUUUGUAAUUUAGUUUAAGUAAUUGCUUUACACAUUUACUUGUAUCGUAUUAAUGUGAUAACCCAAUCGGCACUCGUGAGGAUUAUAGUCUAAAACUGAUGGAAGUUAUGUUGUCAAGCCAAAAGCAAGAGUAGAAAUCAUUGCUGGGAUAGAAAAUUAUCAGCCAGAUCUAUCUACUUAUUGAACUUGUCAAUAUGAUGAAAUGACUGCCUUGAACAGUGCUAAUUCUUGGACUCCAACUGUAAGGCCAGACUUUCAUAUUUGAUAACAGAAUCAACAAUUUGAUAGAAUCAAUGAGAGUUAAAACUGUUUGAAUGGCGAUGAAGAAUGGUUUGGAAUCUGUUGCAUUAUGGUGGUCAGAUGUAAAUAUGAUUUAAAAACCAAAAGAACGGCAGAUGCUGUAAAUCAGGAACAAAAGCAAAGUUGCUGGAAAGCUGAGCAGGCCUGGCAGCAUCUGUGAAGGAGAAAACAGAGUUAACGUUUAGGGUCCAGUGACCCUUCCUCAGAUGUGUUUGAAGUCAUUUCAAGAUCAUUGCUGCAAGACUUCCUGAUUGAUUUGAUUUAUUAUCACGUGUGCCUAAGUACAGUGAAAAGCUGUGUUUGCGAGCAGAUUUCAGUUUUUCAAUGACCGAUGUUUAUCUCAGCCAAGGUGCUGCAUGUGUUCCACCGUUUUUCUGAUCUUUUUUGAGGUUCUUUGCCAUUAGCAACCUCCAUAGAAUUGUUUAGAUUCUGUUUUGACCCUCUUUACAUUGAAAUAGCAUCAAUCAUCAAAUGAUAGUCACCUGAUAAUAAAAAUUCUUUUGAAACUGAUUUCAUAUUCUCACCGGCCCAAUCACUCCAAUUCUUUUCCUCAGUAUUUUCUGACAGUAUUAAUGUGAAAGAAGGAUCAGAUUUAAAGGCAGCAUUGACUUUAAUUUUACUAAAUGAAACAAAACGAAAAUAACUAUCGAUUCAUUUUGAUAUUGGUGACAUUCAAAUGUGCCCAUUUCCUGAACUUUGUCCAAACUCACAUUUGAAUGUGCUUUUGAUCAAUUGGCAUAAGUAGCCUGUGUUAGAGCUGAGAUUUAUGUGGAAAUUUAUAUUCCUGUUUGCUACGUUUAACAAAUCAGUUAAAGAUGCUGAACAUUUGCUAACAAUUUAGGAGCUGUGUAUAAGCAUGGCAAACUGUC
Messenger RNA from Stegostoma tigrinum, 7836 nucleotides. RefSeq names its product heparan sulfate 2-O-sulfotransferase 1. The transcript has 7 exons. The record is from RefSeq and is a predicted model, not a curated record. The coding region runs from base 326 to 1396 and encodes 356 amino acids. Gene Ontology annotation, cellular component: membrane. Gene Ontology annotation, molecular function: heparan sulfate 2-sulfotransferase activity. NCBI's taxonomy places the organism in Eukaryota, Metazoa, Chordata, Chondrichthyes, Orectolobiformes, Stegostomatidae.